Messenger RNA from Dimorphilus gyrociliatus, 2033 nucleotides. The record is from the annotation of a GenBank genome assembly. NCBI's taxonomy places the organism in Eukaryota, Metazoa, Annelida, Polychaeta, Dinophilidae.
AAUGGUUGGCUCAGUUGUUGACAAGCAUUAUCAAUCACUAAUUAACACUGAUAACAAUACAACUAUCAACGACACUAAUACAAUUACAGAGGCGGAAGAUAAAGCCAAAAUAUCUGUAGCAACCGCAGUAACAUUAAUGGCUGCUCUUAUGCAGCUUGGAAUGGGUUUUCUACGUCUGGGUUUUUUGACAAUUUACUUAUCUGAUCCUUUGACAAGAGGAUUUACAACUGGAGCUGCAUGCCACGUCUUUACUAGUCAAAUUAAACAUGUCUUUGGCAUAGAAGUGAAAAGAUAUUCAGGGCCGUUAAAACUUAUUUAUACCUAUAUUGAUUUAUUCAAGAAUAUUAAAAGUACUCAUUGGCUUCCAGUUGUCAUUUCGGUUAUUAGUAUAAUUGUCCUGUAUGUUACCAAAGAGUAUAUAAAUCCGAUUGUUAAGAAGAGGAUAAAAGCACCUUUACCUGUUGAGUUGUUCGUUGUUAUCUUGGGAACAGUUGCCUCCAGCCAAGGGAAAUUCGAAGUAAAGCAUAACCUUAAAGUUGUAGGCGAUAUUCCAGAAGGCUUUCCCAAACCAUCUUUUCCCGAUACUUCACUUUAUUCAAAAGUUGUAGGAGAUUCUGUUGCAAUAGCAAUUGUAUCAUUUGCCAUUUCUGUUUCUAUGGUUAAACUAUUCGCUAAAAAACAUGACUAUGAAGUUGAUGCUAAUCAGGAAUUAGUCGCUUAUGGGAUAUCAAAUUCCAUUUCUUCCAUGUUUAAUUGCUUCCUUAGUUCUGUAUCGCUAUCAAGAAGUUUAGUUCAAGAACAAGUUGGGGGAAAGACGCAAUUAGCCGGUCUAUUUUCAUGUGCUAUUGUGCUAGCUGUUAUAUUAAAGAUAGGAGGUCUAUUCGAGAAAUUGCCAAAUGCUGUGCUUGCUUCAAUUAUCCUAGUUGCCUUAAAGGGAAUGUUUAAACAAUUUUUAGAUUUAAAGAAGUUGUGGGCAAUUUCGAAAUAUGAUUUUGCUAUAUGGUUAGUAGUUUUUCUGGCCACGGUUAUACUAGACGUCGAUCUUGGUUUGGCUAUUGGAGUCGGAUUUUCCCUAUUAACUGUAGUGUUUCGUACUCAACGUCCUUAUACUGCAAUCCUCGGUAGACUACCGGGAACUGAUUUAUAUAAAGAUAUAUCCGUUGUUAAAGAAAAAAUCGUCGAGGUCGAGGGAAUCAAAAUAUUUAGAUACGAAGCAUCACUUUAUUAUGCGAAUCGUGAACACUUUGUCAGUAAAAUCACAACUAAAACUGGCGUUAAUGCUAGAAAAUUGAAGAUAAAACAAACCAAAAUCUUAAAGAAAAUCGAAGCAUACGAAAAAGCUGCUAAAAAAAAGACGGAAGUGGAAGGAAACGAGAGCGAAAUAAUCGCUGAAUUACGCAAUGAUUUACCUAAAUGUGACAUUCAUACAAUUAUUGUCGAUUGUUCAACGAUGGGUUAUAUUGAUAGCGUUGGUGUCUCUGCUCUUGGACAAGUGAUGUCAGAUUAUGCAGAAAUUAACGUUAAAGUUCUACUUGCAAACUGUAAAGCUGGUAUACGUGAAAUGCUACAUAAUGCUGGAUUCUAUGAAAGAAUUGAUAAAAAGAAUAUAUUUUUAACAAUUCAUGACGCAGUACUAUGGUGUUUAAGAGACAAGCCACAUGAGUUUACGCAAGUACGUAGACUGUAAAUAGUCUUUAACUUAUUCAGAAGUUAUUAUGUCAUCGACGUUAAACUAUUAAAAAUAGCUAUUUAAUCAUUAUCUAUCCAAAAAUGCAUACAAGCAUGAUAAAAAAGCACAGUGACUAAACGCUAAAAAUCCUAAAAAUUAUAUAUUUUUCGGAUUUCUUUUUAUAAAAUCACUAGAAAUUCCUUUAGCUUUUGACUUAUCUUUUUAUAAUCUUAAAGAGAUUAGUAAGAACGUUAACUUUAUCAAUAAAAAAAUGAACAAGUUAUAGUUAAUGCGCUCUAUAUAGAAUUGCUCUUUUCCCCCAUCACACAUACCACACACACACACACACACACACACACACACA